Lates calcarifer (barramundi perch) is the source of this 3408-nucleotide messenger RNA. RefSeq lists its product as uncharacterized. Gene Ontology annotation, biological process: L-threonine catabolic process; L-serine catabolic process. The record is from RefSeq and is a predicted model, not a curated record. Gene Ontology annotation, molecular function: threonine deaminase activity; L-serine ammonia-lyase activity. NCBI's taxonomy places the organism in Eukaryota, Metazoa, Chordata, Actinopteri, Centropomidae.
ACACCUGUCUGAUGUACACGGCUUUCACUCAGGAACCGUCAUUAAAUUACCACAGAAAAUCACAGUAAACAUUUAAGAUGUGUUCAGUAUUUUAUUGUGUCCUCUGUAGUAUAUUAAUAACUUUAUGGGAAAGUUAGCAUUUUUCAGCUUCCAUGACACGUGACCCAAUGACUCCAAAUUCACACCAGAAAUUAUCACUUCACUAAAAGUAAAGGCGCAGAUAAAUGAUCAGAAAUGAGUUUUUGAAAAUAUGUUUCUGAUGUUUGUAGAUUACAUACACGGUUUAGACGCUGUAGUCCCACAUUCUACAGACUCUAUUAACGUCAGUGGGUUGGUGAUGUCAGUGUAAGAUGCAGGUGAAGUAAACACAAAUUUCUAUUUAAAAUCAGCUUGUAACCAAUUCUACAUUUCACACAGAUGAAGAGGAAAACCUCUGAACAUUAGUUUAAGGUGACGCUGCUCCGUUACUCCACCCAUCCUGUCCUCCAUUCACUACACUCAGAUUUACCUGUGAGCCAUGUCUGCUAAAGGGAUUAUCUCUGAUUAUACACUUUCCUGUAGUGAUUUGAGUUGGGACGCACUCGUUACCUUGAAGAAGCCUGUGGAUGCUGUCACCACUGUCCCUCCUCAGUUCACAUUUCAGGGACACAGUGGACAUCCAGUCCGGGCUGAAUAAGGAUCUGGACUUGUACUCCUAAUUGACCUCUCCUCCUCUUUCCCUGAAGUCCGUGUUAUCUGUCUGGCAGCCUGUCUGUGCACGUAGGAACUCAACACGUACAGUUUGUGUUGCUCAGAUUUAUUUAGGGGAAGUUUUGUUCUUCUACAGCAACAACCUGCUUCACUUUCUUACAGAUGAGAGAUGAGCAUGAAAUCAUCUGCUGCCCUCACAGAGAGCAGUCUGAGGUAAAGUGCAGAGCAUCUUGACUCUGGAUGUGGAAAAAGCAGAUAAAAAUCUUUUGGUGGCACAGGAUUCAGAUCGGAGCCUGCUCCUCCACCUCCUCCACCCUUUUGGCUCCCUUCACCCCACAAUCCUUCACUCCUGAUCCUCCAUCCACAGUCCUAUCCCCUGUGUGGUUGAGCCUCCAGAUCACUGCUCCCUAGAUAAACUCUAAGUCUGUAUCUAUCUCUUUAGAUUGUCUGAUUAGUACUACGUCACAGAAAGGGGAAGUAAUCCCAGUCUGGGCCCAGGAAUAGAGUCCAGGGAGGAGCCAGGCCACCGGAGAGACGCUGCAGAGCCGCGGAGCAUGUGUCCCUGGGUAAUCCCUUCUUAAAUAGCCCUGUGGGGCAGGGAGAGAGGGAGGGAGGGCGCUGGGUCAGGGGACGUUACGGCGUGGCAGCGGCAGCAGUCAGUGUCCUGUCAUCCCUCGGACACAGCACAGCGGCUGGAGCAGGAGAGGGAUUCAGACACAGACACUCGUCGGACUGUAGGAGCCGGCGCUGCCGCCACGAUGAACUUUGCCGCCCAGUUGUUCUACUCCAGCUACUUGAGCGAGCGACUCGAGCGUUUGUACUCACCCAGACCUGCGCUUAAAGACAGCGAGGAGAAUGACCCCUUCUGGCAGAGAGAGGAGCUGCAGCUGGGUCCCAGUCAUCCCGGCUCCUCCUACAAAUGUGGCCCCGUCAGUAACGGCACCGCGGGCCGCAGACCCACGCUCAUCGAACCUGAGCGGCUGAAGGACUUUGGCGAGGAGGAGCUUCUCAACGGGGACGUGAGGGUCCACAACACCAAGGUGACGGGGGUCCCAGAGAUCAUGCUCAUGGAGCCGCCUAAAACCAGGAGAGUCAGCGAGUUCAGGAUCGUCCCCAGACCUCCGGUCCAGUACCUCCGCUUCGAGGACAUCAGCGCUGCAGCCUUCAGGAUCCAGACCGGGAUCCAGAAGACGCCCUGCACGUACUCCAGACUGUCCAAACAGUACGGGAUGGAGAUCUACCUGAAGAAGGAACACCUGCACUACACAGGCUCUGUGAAGGAGAGAGGAGCUCUGUACCUGCUCGCCUCCCUCACACAGGAGCAGCAGAGGAAGGGCGUGAUCGUGGCCACCGACUGUAACUUCUCCAUGGCCGUGGCUCACCACGCUGUGGAGCUGAAGAUCCCCGUGUUCGUCAUCAUGCCGUCGUGCUGCUCCUCGCCUCGCCUCCGGAUCUACAGAGACUACGGCGCCAUGGUCAUCUCCUACGGCAGCACCGGCCACGACUCCCAGAACCACGCACGCCACCUGGCCAAGGAGAACGGAUACCUGUACCUGGAAGAAGAUGAAAGUGCGACGUACCUGGCGGGACUCGGCACCGUGGGCAUGGAGAUCUACGAGCAGGUGUCCAAACUGGACGCGGUGGUCGUCCCCGCGGCUGGACAGUACGGUCUGCUGGCCGGGACCGCCGCCGCCAUCAAACACCUCAACUCACAGAUUGUUGUCAUAGGGGUUGAACCAGAAGGUUUCCCUCUGCUGCUCCAGUCCCUGAAAACAGACAGUCCAGUCAAAGACAUGCACAGUAACCCCAACAGGAAACUGUACGGAGAUCUGAUGGAGCGCUCUCUGGGCAUCAACACCUUCCAGCUGGUGAAGAAGCUGGUGGAUAGAGUCAUCUCCGUCAGUGAGGAGGACGCUCUGGUGGCGAUGCUCAGGUUUCAGGAGUUUGAACGCUCCACCGUCGACACAGAAGGAGCCAUGGGACUGGCGGCCAUCUUAGCCGGACAGCUGCCAGAGCUGAGAGGCAAAAAGGUCGCUGUCGUGGUGAGCAGCGCCAACAUGGAGCUGGAGCUGGUGCGGCAGUGCAUGGACCGGGCCCUGGUGCUGGACGACCGGGUCAGUAAGUUCUCUGUGCAGCUGGGAGAGUGGCCGGGAGACAUGGCCAAGCUGCUGGACGUCCUGUCCAGAGAGGACGUCAGGUUGUUGGACGUCUGCCAUCGGAGACACGGCGACAAGUCAGACCUCUUCAAGGCAAAGGUGGAGUGUGUGGUGGAGACCAGGGAUAAGACACAGAGCGCUCAGUUGCGCAGGACUCUGACUGAGCGCUACCCGUCGCUGUGCUGGCUGGACCGGUGAUCACGACGACGACAUAAACACAAACUUAUAUUUAAACCAUAGAAGAAGAAAGAGGAGACGACUCGCAGACACACAGUAACACACAGUAACACACACACCUGAAACUCAUUAAAGAAAAUGGCUGUUCAGCAACGUGAUGCAAAAAGCCUUGAGAUUAUAGAGCAGAGAUUAUUCCUGCUGUUUAACCACAGCUCCCUGUAAUGAGAGGAAAUGUAGAACAUAGUUCUUCUGUUCAUCACAGCAGCAGAGAUUCAUUUUUCAAUCCACACUGUUUUUAACCUGUUGUAUAUAUUUGUGUAUUUCUACCGUCCUCAGGUGGUAGAGUCAGUCCGUGUUAAUCUGAAAUAAAACUGGACAAACUCUG